This is a messenger RNA of Closterium sp. Naga37s-1, 1536 nucleotides long. NCBI's taxonomy places the organism in Eukaryota, Viridiplantae, Streptophyta, Zygnematophyceae, Desmidiales, Closteriaceae. The record is from the annotation of a GenBank genome assembly.
AUGACCCAGAAAUUGCCCGCGCCAGCCGUGGAAAGAGGGGGGAGCGGGGGGAGCGGGGGGAGCGGGGGAAGCGGCGGGGGGAGCGGAGGGAGCGGCGGGGGAAGCGCAGAGGAUGUCGCGGUCGUCCUUAUCACAGCAGCUGAAAAUGCGGCUGUCAGGAUCGACGAUGCUGACGUGGCAAGUCAGGCGAUUCGGGAGCCUCCUACUGCCGGAUCGGCUUCGCCUCCCGCGUCCAUGUCCAUCCGCGCCGUCAGCCGACGCGGCUCGCAGAGUAGUCCUCAGAACGUGACACGUGGCGGUCAAAGCGGUCAAACGGAGCAGCAACGGAGAAAACGGAGCAGCCGAACAGAAAGUUCAAAAAAAGUAGUUCCCAAGGUGCAGCUGGCGAGCCAAUCAGAGCGAAGAGGGCUCAUGACAGGGACACUAUCGACGGGAAAGCGUCCAGUGUUGCCACGUGGCGCAAUGCAAUUGGUCGUGGAUCCGUACAACCUGUGGGGCAGCCGAGUAGAUGCGCGGAAGGUUCCUCUGAAGCCGUUUGUGGUGCGGUACGGCGACACUCUGGCCGCCCUCGCUGCGUCAUCACCCCUUCCCGCGGACGUGUGCCCUGGUCUCCGCCACGCCAACCGCCUCUGCUUCUAUCUCCCAUCCCCUAUCCACUUCCCUUUCCCCCUCACUUUCCCCCACUUCACCACCCUCCACUUUCCCCCCCUCUCCCCCCCCUUCUCUCCAGGUGGCAUCACCCCCCCUCCGCCAGGCGCCAUCACCCCCCCUUCCCCUGACGUGCGCCCGAGCCUCCGCCGCACCAACCGCCUGCUCUUCUCGCGCCCGUGGGUCCGCCCACCAGCCCUCGGCCAACCACAGCGCGACACCAAUCUCUUCUUCCCAUAUGCUGGCAGCAAUCUCUUCUUCCCAUAUGCUGGCAGCAAUCUCUUCUUCCCAUAUGCUGGCAGCAAUCUCUUCUUCCCAUAUGCUGGCAGCAAUCUCUUCUUCCCAUAUGCUGGCAGCAAUCUCUUCUUCCCAUAUGCUGGCAGCAAUCUCUUCUUCCCAUAUGCUGGCAGCAAUCUCUUCUUCCCAUAUGCUGGCAGCAAUCUCUUCUUCCCAUAUGCUGGCAGCAAUCUCUUCUUCCCAUAUGCUGGCAGCAAUCUCUUCUUCCCAUAUGCUGGCAGCAAUCUCUUCUUCCCAUAUGCUGGCAGCAAUCUCUUCUUCCCAUAUGCUGGCAGCAAUCUCUUCUUCCCAUAUGCUGGCAGCAAUCUCUUCUUCCCAUAUGCUGGCAGCAAUCUCUUCUUCCCAUAUGCUGGCAGCAAUCUCUUCUUCCCAUAUGCUGGCAGCAAUCUCUUCUUCCCAUAUGCUGGCAGCAAUCUCUUCUUCCCAUAUGCUGGCACGGGUGCAUUACGACUCAUCUCUUCUCCCACCGCUCUCUCCUCUCCCCCCCAUCCUCGCAGCAGAGCAGGCGAACCACUUCUUACUCCUUCCUCUCUCUCCCCCCUCCUCUCGCCCCUACCCCCCCUCUCCCUCCCCUCGCUCCUCCUUUCUUAG